GAACAAAGAGUUGAAUGGCGGCAAAAUUCAACUGUCAACUUUUCUGACACGCCUACAAUCAAUACUCCACAACCAAAUUUCUUUAAUCACUCAAUCAAAACUUGCAUAUAUUCUCCAACUAUUCAUUCAUUCAUUCAUUCAUUCAUUCAUUCAAUAACCCAACAAUUAUCAACCAAUUCAGUUAACGCCUUUUUCAAUUUCACAUGAACCCUAACAAAUCAUGCUAAACCUCAAAUUAGGGUUCCGAUUAAUCACCACCUUCUUAUUCAUAACCUCAAUUUGUUUCAAUUCACUAGCUCAAUCCAGAUGCACCAGAGGUUGCAACCUAGCCUUGGGUUCAUACUACGUUCAACAAGGAGAUGAACUCACUCGAAUUUCUCUACGCUUCAACACAAACAACGACAAUAUCCUCAGUUAUAAUCCAUCUAUCCCUAACCAGGAUAGCGUUCAGGCCUUCACGAGGAUGAACGUUCCGUUUUCCUGCGAUUGUAUCAACGGUGAGUUUUUAGGACACGUGUUCAACUACGACGUUGCCACUGGGGAUACGUAUGUGACAAUUGCACAAGACAAGUUUGCGAAUUUGACUACUGCUGAUUGGAUUCAGCGGUUUAAUAAUUUUGAUCCGAAUCGGAUCCCCGAUACUGCGUUUCUUAAUGUGACGGUGAAUUGUUCGUGUGGAGAUAGUGAUAUUUCGAAGGAUUAUGGCUUGUUUGUGACGUAUCCGCUUCGGCCCGGGGAGACGUUGGAUUCGGUUUCGUCUGCUGCGAAUAUUAGUUCCGAUUUGAUUAGGAGAUAUAAUCCGGAUGCGAAUCUGACUAGUAGAUUGCUGUAUAUUCCUGGGAGAGAUGAAAAUGGAAACUAUCCACCCUUACCAAGCAGCUCAGGAUUAUCAGGUGGGGCCAUAGGUGGAAUAGUCGUAGGAAUAGUAGCUGUACUGCUGUUACUUGCAGGAUGCUUUUAUUUCGGAUAUUACAAAAAGAAAAAGGCUGGAUCGAGUUCAGCUUUAUUAAAGAACGCACAGGUUCAACUUGUGCCCGAUCAAGGGCGCAAUGGUUCGUUGGUUAGAGGUUCAGAGUCCAGUGGUGGUGCGGUUGCUGGUGCCUCACCUGGGCUUACAGGUAUAACAGUUGACAAAUCAGUAGAGUUCUCGUAUGAAGAGCUUUCGACAGCUACAGAUGACUUCAGUCUUGCUAAUAAGAUUGGUCAAGGUGGUUUCGGUGCUGUUUACUAUGCUGAGCUCCGAGGCGAGAAAGCUGCUAUCAAGAAGAUGGAUAUGCAAGCAUCACGUGAAUUUCUAGCCGAACUAAAGGUUUUAACGCAUGUUCAUCACCUAAACCUGGUGCGUUUGAUAGGAUAUUGUGUCGAGGGUUCCCUUUUCUUGGUCUAUGAGUACAUUGAGAACGGAAACUUGAGUCAACAUCUACAUGGAUCAGGACGGGACCCGCUACCGUGGUCUACCCGAGUCCAAAUCGCCCUUGAUUCAGCGCGCGGUCUUGAGUAUAUCCAUGAACAUACUGUUCCCGUAUAUAUACAUCGUGAUAUUAAAUCAGCAAAUAUACUCAUCGACAAGAACUUUCAUGGAAAGGUUGCGGAUUUCGGUUUAACAAAAUUGACAGAAGUUGGAAGUAAUUCUUUGCCUACACGUCUUGUGGGUACAUUCGGAUAUAUGCCACCAGAGUAUGCACAGUAUGGGGAUGUUUCUCCGAAGGUAGACGUGUAUGCAUUUGGGGUUGUACUUUACGAACUUAUUUCGGCCAAAGAAGCCAUAGUCAAAGCAAAUGGCUCUGUUACCGAAUCAAAGGGACUAGUUGCCAUGUUUGAAGAAGUUCUAAGUCAACCAGAUCCAAAAGAUGACCUGAUCAAAAUGAUUGAUCCUAGACUGGGGGAAAACUACCCUCUCGAUUCAGUUCGUAAGAUGGCUCAACUUGCGAAAGCGUGCACGCAUGAGAAUCCCCAACUAAGGCCGAGCAUGAGAUCUAUCGUGGUCGCGUUGAUGACUCUCUCGUCGUCCACUGAAGAUUGGGAUGUUGGCUCGUUUUAUGAAAACCAGAAUCUUGUGAGCCUCAUGUCUGGCAGAUAGUGACCAAAAAGCCUCAUCAUUUUAUUUUGAAUGUAUAUUUUUCUUGAUUAUUUUAUAAUGUGCAAAUGUAAUGCAAUGUAUUAAGGUCCUGUGUCAAAUCUCGUAUGUAUUUAUUGUUUUAUGUUGAGUAUAUGUAUGAAUACAAGAGAAAUUGUAUGUUUUUUUUUUUUU
Messenger RNA from Helianthus annuus (common sunflower), 2251 nucleotides. RefSeq names its product chitin elicitor receptor kinase 1. The transcript has 12 exons. The record is from RefSeq and is a predicted model, not a curated record. Gene Ontology annotation, molecular function: transmembrane receptor protein kinase activity; ATP binding. NCBI's taxonomy places the organism in Eukaryota, Viridiplantae, Streptophyta, Magnoliopsida, Asterales, Asteraceae. The coding region runs from base 221 to 2080 and encodes 619 amino acids. Gene Ontology annotation, biological process: protein phosphorylation; innate immune response.